AUGGAAAUUAUAAAAUUCAGAGAAUGCAAAGAAUUAAGUAGUAACGGAUCGGAGGAGAGGAAGAAAAAUCUGUGUGCAGUAGGCGUAAGAUGUGGCAAGCCCCAAGCAGCAAGGAAAAGGAGAAAAUGCCUCAGCGAUGAUGAAAAACAAACUGAAUUUCGCCUUACUCCAUUAAGAAAUUCUGGCCUUCAUGAGUUGUGUUAA
Molecule: messenger RNA, 204 nt
Organism: Brugia pahangi
Lineage: Eukaryota; Metazoa; Nematoda; Chromadorea; Rhabditida; Onchocercidae
Source: the annotation of a GenBank genome assembly